AUCUACAUUAUUUGUAUUAUUAUUAUUAUUACCAUGGCACAAAAAUUUACUAUCCUUUUCACCAUUCUCCUUGUGGUUAUUGCUGCUCAAGAUGUGAUGGCACAAGAUGCAACUCUGACGAAACUUUUUCAGCAAUAUGAUCCAGUUUGUCACAAACCUUGCUCAACACAAGACGAUUGUUCUGGUGGUACGUUCUGUCAGGCCUGUUGGAGGUUCGCGGGGACAUGUGGGCCCUAUGUUGGGCGCGCCAUGGCCAUAGGCGUGUGAUUACAAUUUCGUUGUUCUUCUUUUUCGACUUUUUAAUCCCAAGUGAAUAAAGUCUAAUUCGAAAAAGAAGAAAAAAGUAUCUAUGUCUGAGUUAUAUGUUUUGUGGCUAAUAAGAAAUCGACUAUGCUUGUUGAUUUGAUAAAAAUUAUGUCAUUAGGGUGUGAUAUGUAAUCAUCAAAUUAAAUAAAAAUCAUCGCAUUGUGUGUGUUAUAUGUUUCUUUUCGUU
Messenger RNA from Solanum lycopersicum (tomato), 493 nucleotides. It is a transcript of the gene mcpi, whose product is annotated as metallocarboxypeptidase inhibitor. Gene Ontology annotation, molecular function: endopeptidase inhibitor activity. The record is from RefSeq and is marked validated. NCBI's taxonomy places the organism in Eukaryota, Viridiplantae, Streptophyta, Magnoliopsida, Solanales, Solanaceae.